Microdochium trichocladiopsis is the source of this 3709-nucleotide messenger RNA. Its product is annotated as adaptin N terminal region-domain-containing protein. The transcript is spliced from 6 exons. NCBI's taxonomy places the organism in Eukaryota, Fungi, Ascomycota, Sordariomycetes, Xylariales, Microdochiaceae. The coding region runs from base 443 to 3586 and encodes 1047 amino acids. The record is from RefSeq and is a predicted model, not a curated record. Gene Ontology annotation, cellular component: AP-3 adaptor complex; endosome membrane; membrane coat. Gene Ontology annotation, biological process: Golgi to vacuole transport; protein targeting to vacuole.
GGGGCACACGCAGCAGAGCAGCAUCCGCAUGCUGCACAGCUCUGCUCACUUCACUUCACAUCAAAGUCGCGCCGUUCAUGCGCUCCCUUUCGCCAGGACCAGUACGAUCCGCCAGAGUCCCUCAACGACUACAACGGCGUCCUCGGUCUCGCCACCAGAACAACCACGACAGCCUGUGGUUUCAGCCCACCGUGCGACAGGAGCCGCCUCGAUCGACAGGCACACGACCAUCCACCCCCUCGACGCGCUACCCGUACUCGAUGCCGUUCUGAGACACUUGAGAAGAUCGAGUCGCAGACGUGCCAAGAUGGUCGGCUUGCUCGAAGCACCACAGAGACUGCCAUCAUCCGUCGACGCUUAGAAACAAUCAUCUCUUUCUGCGGCUCAGCAGCACCGAAAUAGUCGUGUGCCCCGGCAGGGUGGCACCGCACAACUUGUCACCAUGUUCGAGAAAUCGCUUUACGACCUCAUCCGGGGGAUGCGGAAUCACAAAGGCAAAGAGAAGGAGUACAUCCAGAACUGCCUGAAAGAAUGCAGGGCGGAAAUACGCGGCCAGGAUAUGGACCUGAAGGCGACUGCCUUGCUGAAGCUCGUCUACCUCGAAAUGUUUGGCAAUGACAUGUCAUGGGCGUCUUUUCACGUUCUCGAGGUCAUGUCCUCGCCAAAGUAUCACCAGAAACGCAUAGGCUAUCUGGGUGCCGUCCAGACGUUCCGGGCCGAUACCGAAGUUCUCAUGCUAGCUACGAAUCUUCUGAAAAAGGAUCUUGUCGCCUCUUCUACCACCACCAUUGGUUUGCCCAUUGUCACGCUUCCGCACGUCAUAACACCAUCUCUUGCACUCUCAGUACUGCCAGACCUGCUCCCACGCCUGAGUCAUACACAUCCCAAUGUUCGUAAAAAGACCAUAGUGACGCUUUACCGAAUGGCACUUGUCUACCCGGAGACACUGCGUGCCGCGUGGCCCAAGAUCAAGGAGAGGUUGAUGGACAAGUCCGAGGAUUCGAGUGUCACAGCCGCCAUUGUCAAUGUGGUCUGUGAGCUCGGCUGGCGUCGGCCCCGGGACUUUCUGCCUCUUGCGCCACGACUAUUCGAGCUGCUGGUGGAUAGCGGGAACAACUGGAUGGCAAUAAAAUUGAUCAAGCUGUUCGCUACACUGACUCCACUAGAGCCAAGACUGGUUCGGAAGCUGCUGCCACCAUUGACCGAGAUAAUCCGUACCACCCCUGCCAUGUCGUUGCUGUAUGAGUGCAUCAACGGCAUAAUACAAGGCGGCAUUCUAGGCGAUGGCGAUAGCGCAGAUGGGCAGGAGGAGAUUGCCCAAUUAUGUGUGAGCAAACUGCGGAGCAUGAUAAUGGUGGACGGCGAUGCCAAUUUGAAAUAUGUUGCUCUUCUCGCUUUCAACAAGAUCGUGGUCACCCAUCCUUGGCUGGUUGCUCAGCAAGAAGACGUAAUUCUCGAGUGCAUCGACAGUACCGACAUCUCCAUUCGUGUCAACGCCCUCGACCUUGUACAAGGCAUGGUCAACAGCGACAACCUUGUGUCAAUAGUCAGCAGGCUCAUGCGUCAACUCAAGUCGUCUUCGGCUGACCAGAAUGAUGGACCGCGAAUUGCCAAUAUGGACGGCUAUGAUGAAGACGACGAUGAUUCCCGGUCUACACCCCGGAGAAGCGAGAAAACGCAAGACCCUCCUAUUCCUAACGAGUACAAAUUCGAUGUCAUCAAUCGAAUAUUGGCAAUGUGCAGCCAGAACAACUACAGCAACCUCACGGACUUCGAAUGGUACAUCGAUGUCCUUACGCAGCUCGUGCGUAUGGUGCCAAAUUCACAAGAUCCCUUCUCCCAGUCAACCUCUGGGCGUCCUGCCCAGAAUGACGUUUCCGAAAAGGUUGGCAACGAGCUGCGUACUAUUGCCGUAAAAGUGCAAGCAGUCCGCUCGGCCUGUGUCCAGGCGGCUGAAUCUACAGUACUGUUGCUGGCACGUGAUGCUAGCUCAGGUCUUGCCAACGUGCCUGGAGCCCUGGCCGCAAUCGCGUGGAUCCUUGGCGAGUUCUCGACGGAAUUGUCCUCGCCUGACGACACAUUGGGGCAACUUCUCCAACUGAUGUCCAAGGCACAGGCACCAGAGACCGUCGCAUCGUGCAUACAGGCGACAAUGAAAAUCUUCUCGCUAAUCACCGGAGAUGAAUCCUCAUUGUGGACUCCUGAACGCAAGUCGAAGACAUUGCUGCUGAUGGCGCGAGUCGUCGAUGCUUUUGAGAAGCUUGCGCUACAUCCAAACCUGGAGGUGCAGGAGCGCGCUGUAGAGUUCACAGAGCUUCUCAAGCUUACAACAGAAGCUGCCACUAGUCAAGAAGUCUCAAGUGAGACGGUCGCUCAGGAUGCUCCGCUGCUCCUGACACAGGCUAUUCCAUCGUUGUUCACAGGGUGGACUCUGCAUUCUGUGGCAAUGGGCGCGCAAAAGAACGUCCCACCCCUCGAUGGACUCGAUCUUGAUGAGCCAAUCAACCCCAAUCUGAGCCGGUUGCUCGCUUCGGCCGAUAAUUCGGAUGUGGGCACCGAGGACGCUGACGAGUUUGACGCGUACUACCAUCAAAAGCCAGCUCCGACGAGCAUCAUGUCGGAGCCGGCAAUCAACAGGCUUGCCGACAAAAAUGAGGAGUCCAUCAGCUCGUACCAACAACCGACCGAAGAUAUGUAUCUCGACCCAGAUAUCGUUGCAAGGCGAAAGGCUGAGCGCAUGGACAAGAACCGCGACGACCCAUUCUACAUUGGAGCCGGGGCCGAUACACAAAGGUCAUCUACGCCAAUCCACAACAUCCUGCAAAACUCGAACGGGCCGGAUCUUGAUGUCGACUCGAUUCCGAUCAUGAAGCUUGACUUGGACAACAUUGGUGGUGCAGGUGGCGGCACAACAAACAACAAGAGGCCAACGAAGCCUAGGAUACGCCAAAAGAUAGAGAUUGCAGCAGACGAGAACUUGGCGAGCAGUGGCGUGAACACCCCGAGAAGCUUCGACUCUGACGGGAACAAUGUCGAGGCGAACGCAAGAGCCAGGGCGCGCAACCGCAAGCUCCUAGGUGUCGACUCGGCCAAUAUCGGCUCCCUGUCACUCGAAGGAGACCCGUCAGGGGUUGCCGGCCCGGGCUCGACAUUACAUCUCGACCCGGAAGCGCAGCAGCGCGAAGAGGCCGAGAUGGCAAAGGCCAUGAAGGAGGUGGAGCGCCUCCGCCUCGAGAUGCAGCGUGCCAACGAGCGCAUCCAUGUCGCCCAGGGAGUUGAUGCCGAGGGCGUCGUGGUCAAGAAGAAGAAGAAGACGACGACGACGACGACGUCGGCAAAAAAGUCAAGCGCCAGCUCGACACCAGUCUCCUCGCAGCAGCAGCAGCAGCAGCAGGCAGACGGCAAUGAUGAGGCUGCUGGCGUCGUAAAGCCCAAGAAGAAGAAGAAGAAGGUUGCCGCACAGCCCGCGAAUUCUGCUGCCGAUGCAGAAGCCGAAGAGGCAGGCACGUCCUCUGCCGCCAAGCCGAAAAAGAAAAAGAAGAAAGUCGCAAGGACUGUCGAUAUGCAAGGUGGAGGGGAAGAGUAGUAGAGUUGAUCAAGUAAAGGCAACCGGUCUAUGGUGAAGCAUAUAGAGAUAUCCACCCAAUAUACAGGGAGAAAAGUCUUGCCUGCAUUGGCUCUUUACGACCGAAGAAACAUGUAUGCAGAA